CUCCCAUUUCUUUUUGUUUUGUUCACUCAUUUGAUCAAGACAAAGAAAAUCCUCACCCACUCUCUCCCUCAUCCCUGCGGCCAGCACCUCCAAGAAAGAGCCAAGCAAAUUCUCCAUCUUCCUUCUCCAUUGUUGGAGAAAGCUCCACAAGAAAGAAUCCCAAGGGAAGGAAUUAAAGUGCUAAAAGUGUGAUAGGAUUAAGGAACUUGGUAUAGAGUAUCUUUGAGCUUCGCCGGAGUUUCGCCGGAGUUGGUCAAAGUUGGCCGGAGUUGGUCAAAGUUCACCGGAAUUAGUCCAAGUUCAACCGCGGAGCGUAGAACACGCUUAAGCUCACUUAAGUUUCAGGUAGGAGCUGAGCUUGCUACCAGUGCCCGUUGCUCCGGGCGAAUUCAAGGAAGGAAGACGUGAAAUGGAGCCAGUCGGAAGGAUCACUAGGAGGAACCCGACGGGCCGUGUACCGGGUGGGUCCGAGCGCGGUAGCCGGGGGUCCUCUAGGGGAUCAAGAGGAAGAGGCCGCGGAGGCCGACAACAACAAACCGUAAGCGAUGGCCACGUCGAUACGGAAAGCGAGACCUAUUGGUCUUAUGAGGACUCGACCUACCGGCCGGAAACUGAGCCGGUUGAGACCCCUUAUGAAGGGGAUGACGACGAUGUUAGUGACGAGGAGGAAAAUGGCUCCUUGGCUAGGAUUGAAGCACUGCUCCAACAAUAUCAUCGGGAGCGUGAGGAAAGGAGAGAACGCCGAAGGCGCCGUGCAGGGCCACCUUCGGGCGGGGCUCCAAGAGGGAGGAGCUACUGUGAUUCGAGGACCCAUGUAGAAGCGCAUGGGAGCCGUGGUGAUGGAGGUCCAACCAUAAGGAUCUCCAAAUACAUCAAGGAGGCGAGAGACUUGGGGUGUAAACCGUUCGAUGGGACGGGAGACAUCUCAGUUGCCGCGCAGUGGAUCAAGAGGCUGAACGAGGCAGCCCUUGACAUGCAACUCACCCCCGAUUUCAAAUUGAGAAUCGCGGUGAGGUUACUUGAAGGGUUAGCAUCCAAGUGGUGGGAUGGAACCAAGGGUAUGUAUGGCGGGACGGUUACUUGGGAGGAUUUUCGGCAAGAAUUCUUUGCCCAAUACUACUCCGACUUUGAGGUAAACGCCAAAGUGAGGGAGUACACUCUUUUGACCCAAGGGGGUAACAUGACGGUGAAAGAACUUGAGCAUAAGUUCAGGGACCUUGCCGACCACAUACCGGAGUAUGCGUGUGAUGAGAACCGAAUGGUGAAUCACUUUUGGGAGGCCUUGGACUUGGAGAUACGUGAUAGGGCGACUCAAUUGCCCAACAUGACUUUCAGCCAAGUGGUUGCCCAGGGGUUGAAGGGAGAAAAGCAAUGGGAGGAAAGGAAGAAGAGGGACGCCGAGGAGGCAAAGAAGAGGAAAUGGGAGAGCCAUGGCCCCCAAGGUUCUAAUAAGAAAGGGAACCAUGGGGGAGGAGGAUCAUUCAGGGCACCGGCACCACCAUCUAGGGGAGGCUCAGGCACGGGUGGACAAACCUCGGGCUCGCAAGCCCCAAUGAUGAUUAGAUGCAGGAAUUGUAACAGGAACCAUGGGGGUAAGUGUCGUGACCCUCCUCGGUGCUACCAAUGUGGAGACACGGGGCAUAUUAAACCAAAUUGCCCUCAACUUGGUGGGAACCGAGGGGCGGGAUCGAGUGGCGCUACUACGGCAAGUAGGAACCGGACUGGGGCACCUCAUGCUAGUACGGGGCAAGGGGGAGCGAGCACGAGCAACGCGCCGUCCGUGAACCAAGGAAGGACUCAAGCUAGAGUCUACGCAAUGACCGAGGCCGACGCUCGGGCCAACCCCGACUCCGUUGCAGGUAAUCCUUUGUAACGAUUGAUAAAUUACAUGUAUUGAGUGCUAAAAGUGAUAGCGGGUUUGUACGGGCUCGCCGGGGCCGAUACCGGCCGGUUUCCUAGCAAAAAGUUGCAAAAAAUAAACUGCCCAGGGGUAAACCGGCGCCGGUCGAGGCUUAAACCGGCGCCGGUUCUAAUUAAAAAGGCUUGUUUUGAGGUUGCCGUGGGUCAACCGGCGCCGGUUUUGGCCCAUAACCGGCGCCGGCCAAGGAUCGGGGGCUUAAGGUGAUUAAAAAUUUUAAUUCUGGGGGGGCGCCGUAGCAAAACCGGCGCCGGUUUUGGCCAUAACCGGCGCCGGUCUAGGGAAAUGGGGGUCGGGAAAAUCACCGUGCUCGCAACCGGGGCCGGAUUUGGAUUUACCGAUGUUGCCGAAGGUGAACCGGCGCCGGUUUUGGCCAUAACCGGCGCCGGUCCAGUUUAUUUUGCGUGAAUCCGGCCACCCCGAAGGCAAACCGGCGCCGGUCUUGCCUAGAACCGGCGCCGGUCCAGUGUAUUUUCACCCGAAAAAAAAAAAAAAAAAAAAAAAAAAAAAAAUUCGUUAAGCCCCGUUUCGAUCCGGUACGUUGCCUAGUGUGUCUUACAUGACUUAUGAAUGUAGGAACAUUAAAGAUCAACGGUAGAAACGCAAGAAUUCUCAUUGAUACCGGGGCACAACGUUCAUUCGUGAGUGAAGCGUUUGCCGAAAGUUUAGACGUGCCGUUGAUAGUAAUGACACAACCCUUGUUGGUCUCUACACCGUUGGGAGACGAUGUGGAGAGGAAACACUACUAUCCUUCGUGUGAGGUAGAAGUGACGGGUCAACCUUUGACUUGUGACUUCGUACCUCUAAGUAUGUUAGAAUUCGAUGCAAUUCUAGGGAUGGAUUGGCUCGAGAAACAUCAUGCUCGAGUGGAUUGUUAUGCCAAGGUUUUGGAACUCGAGGAUGCUGAGGGAAACACUCUACGUUUCGAGGGAGAUCGGGGAGGAUCUCAUAGUUGCAUAAUAUCCGUGAUGAGGGCACGGAAGAUGAUGAAGAAGGGAUGCCACGCAUACCUUGCUUACGUGGUGGAUGAAGCAAAGAAGGAGGUUGACAUCAACGAUGUACGUGUCGUGUGCAAAUAUCCGGAUGUCUUUCCCAAAGACUUGCCGGGGCUUCCACCCGACAGGGAGAUCGAAUUCGUAAUUGAAGUGGAGCCGGGAACCAAACCCAUUUCGAUUCCUCCUUAUCGAAUGGCACCGGCCGAGCUUCAAGAGUUGAAGGUUCAACUUCAGGAGCUAUUGGACAACGGGUUCAUUAGACCCAGUCAUUCACCGUGGGGAGCACCCGUACUCUUCGUAAAGAAGAAAGAUGGUACACUAAGAAUGUGUAUAGACUAUCGACAGCUAAACAAGGUCACAAUCAAGAACAGGUACCCUUUACCGAGGAUUGAUGACUUGUUCGAUCAACUUCGAGGGGCAACAGUAUUCUCGAAGAUUGAUUUAAGGUCAGGGUAUCAUCAGCUGAAGAUAAAGGAGAGUGACAUACCUAAGAGUGCAUUUCGCACUAGAUAUGGCCACUACGAGUUUUUGGUGAUGUCAUUUGGUCUAACCAAUGCACCGGCGGCAUUCAUGGACAUGAUGAACCGGGUGUUCAGUGAAUACUUAGAUCAAUUUGUGAUAGUAUUCAUUGACGACAUUUUGAUAUACUCCAAGAGUGAAGAGGAGCAUGAAGAUCAUUUGAGUCUUGUACUUGAACGGCUAAGGGAAAAACAACUCUUUGCCAAGUUCUCUAAAUGCGAGUUUUGGCUCAAGGAGAUUGGAUUUCUCGGGCAUGUCGUGUCAAGUUCGGGCAUUUCGGUGGAUAAAGCCAAGAUAGAAGCCAUUAUGAAUUGGGAGAGACCCAAAAAUGUGAAAGAGAUACGUAGUUUCCUUGGCUUAGCGGGCUACUAUCGAAAGUUUGUUGAAAAAUUUUCCGUAUUGGCGUCUCCAUUGACAAAACUCACGAAGAAAGGGGCCAAGUUCAUAUGGGACGACAAUUGUGAGAAAGGCUUUCUCGAACUAAAGAAACGGCUUACGGAAGCACCGGUUCUCGCCCUACCCACACAGGGGAUAGGGUAUGACAUAUAUAGUGAUGCUAGCAUCCAAGGGCUUGGAUGUGUACUCAUGCAGAACGGUCGGGUGAUUGCCUAUGCUUCUAGGCAAUUGAAGAAACACGAGGCGAACUACCCUACCCAUGAUCUGGAGUUGGGGGCGGUGGUGUUUGCACUAAAGAUUUGGAGACAUUAUCUCUAUGGAGAGACAUGUCACAUUUUCACCGAUCAUAAGAGCCUCAAGUAUGUAUUCACUCAGAAAGAGUUGAAUAUGAGGCAAAGGAGAUGGAUGGAGUUGAUCAAGGACUAUGACUUGAUCAUCGACUAUCAUCCCGGAAAGGCCAAUGUAGUGGCCGAUGCACUAAGCAGGAAGGGUACGUCGGGGACAUUACUCACAUGUCUACGAACUUUGAGGGCACAAGUGGAGGUGUCCACGAGUGGGGUCCUCAUUGCUAGAUUCGAGGUUAGACCUACAUUGCUGGGUGAGAUCAGUAGAUGUCAGGCCGUUGAUGAAGAAUGUCAGAAGAUCCGGGAGAGGAUCCUUGAAGGGCCCGUGGAGAACUUUCGGGUACGUGAUGACGGUCUUUUAUUGUUUAAAGACCGUGUAUGCAUACCAAAGAGUGAAGAGCUCCAAAAGUCCAUACUAGAGGAGGCUCAUUCUUCGGCAUAUGCUAUGCAUCCAGGGGGUACUAAAAUGUACCGAGACUUGAAGGAAAGUUACUGGUGGUCGGGUAUGAAGAGAGACAUCGCAGAGUACGUGAGUCGAUGCCUUACUUGCCAACAAGUUAAGGCAGAGCAUCAGCACCCGGCGGGGCUUUUGCAGCCACUGACCAUUCCAGAAUGGAAGUGGGAGCAUGUUACCAUGGACUUCGUGGUGGGGCUACCACGAACAGUGAACAACUACGAUGCAGUAUGGGUAGUGGUUGAUAGGCUCACUAAGAGUGCACACUUUUUACCUAUCAACAUUACUUAUCCUCUUGAAAGAUUGGCAAAGUUAUACACGGAAGAGAUUGUGAGACUACAUGGAGUCCCGAUAUCCAUUGUCUCGGAUAGGGAUCCACGGUUCACAUCUCGAUUUUGGCCCAAGUUUCAAGCAUCUUUGGGUACUAAAUUGAAGUUUAGCACAGCUUUUCAUCCACAGACGGAUGGACAAUCUGAAAGGGUGAUACAGAUAUUGGAAGACAUGCUUAGGGCAUGUGCUCUGGAGUUCCAAGGAAGUUGGGACAAACAUUUGGCCCUAGUCGAGUUCGCCUAUAACAACAGUUAUCAGGCGAGUAUUGGUAUGCCUCCAUACGAGGCCUUGUAUGGGAGGAAAUGCAGAACACCGUUGUGUUGGGACGAGGUUGGCGAGGCCAAGCUCGAAGGGAUUGAACUUGUUGAAAUCACCAAAGCUAAGGUGAAAGUCAUUCAGGAUAGACUCAAGGCUGCCCAAGAUCGGCAGAAGAGUUAUGCCGACAAACGACGCAGGCCAUUGGAGUUCGAGGUCGGUGAUAAGGUCUUCCUAAGGAUUUCUCCUUGGAAGGGUAUCAUCCGAUUUAUAUCGAGGGGAAAACUCAACCCCCGAUAUAUUGGUCCGUUCGAAAUCCUUGAAAGGAUUGGGGCCGUGGCAUACCGUCUCAAGUUGACGCCAGAACUUGAGAAGAUACACGACGUGUUUCAUAUAUCGAUGCUCAAGAAAUACGUGAGAGAUCCAUCUCAUAUUCUUGAGAAGCCACCGGUGGAGAUACGUGAAGACCUACAAUAUGCGGUGGAACCGGUAAAGAUUGUGGGUCAACAGGUGAAGAAACUGAGGAACAAGGAGAUUCCUAUGGUGAAGGUUCUUUGGAGGAGUGAUCGAGUCGAAGAAGAAACUUGGGAGACUGAGGUCUCAAUGAGGGAGCAAUACCCGUUUCUUUUCGAUUAGACACGUGGAUUUCGGGGACGAAAUCCCAAUUAAGGGGGGGUGAACUUGUAACACCGUCCCCAAAAAGUAUUUACUUUUAAGUAAAAAAAAAAAAUGUAUUGAACUUAUGGAAUGGUUAACGAGUAUUCGAAGUUGUGAAUCUUUAUUAAUGUUUUUGCGUGAAUAGCAAAUUCGCCCGUGGGGCCCGCACCGGGAACGGGGGCCGCCCGAUAUUCCCGAGACCGUAUAUUUUAUUCAUCUUGGUCAAUAUAACAUUUAUAUGGUGGUGGAUAAUUUAUUUGGUCCAAAGAAAUAAUAUAGAGUUGACCGGUUGAUCAAAAAAGGCCAAAAUACCGGUAUCGGUAAUUUAACAGAUAACAGCCCGAAACGAAUUUCGGAGGCUUAUAAAUUAAAGUUGGGGAAUGUAUAUUCAUUAUAAAGGGUAUAAUGAUUAAGAACACACAAAAUAUUUUAUUUGAACCGAUAAAAUAAAAUAUAUUUAAAACAGUCCGAAAAAUACAACUUUCGGGACUGAUUGUACACUUGUGGGCAAAAGGGGUUGACCUCCCACAUGGGUGGGGGCCAACCCACGAAUGUGGACACAUUUUUUUCAAGACUUGGGCGGCUGGAUGGAGAGGGGAGGGAUGGGAGAUGUUGGAGUUGAGAGGAAAGGCAUCAAAGGUACACAUGGGCUCCCAUUUCUUUUUGUUUUGUUCACUCAUUUGAUCAAGACAAAGAAAAUCCUCACCCACUCUCUCCCUCAUCCCUGCGGCCAGCACCUCCAAGAAAGAGCCAAGCAAAUUCUCCAUCUUCCUUCUCCAUUGUUGGAGAAAGCUCCACAAGAAAGAAUCCCAAGGGAAGGAAUUAAAGUGCUAAAAGUGUGAUAGGAUUAAGGAACUUGGUAUAGAGUAUCUUUGAGCUUCGCCGGAGUUUCGCCGGAGUUGGUCAAAGUUGGCCGGAGUUGGUCAAAGUUCACCGGAAUUAGUCCAAGUUCAACCGCGGAGCGUAGAACACGCUUAAGCUCACUUAAGUUUCAGGUAGGAGCUGAGCUUGCUACCAGUGCCCGUUGCUCCGGGCGAAUUCAAGGAAGGAAGACGUGGUUCGUGCUUCCUCCGUUCCAGUUUUAAAAACAUUUAAGUUAAUGCUCAUGGAUAUUACAUUUUGAAUAAUCAUUUGGGGGCUUGUAUGCCCAUGUUUGCCAAAGUGUGGCAUGAACACUUUUAUUAAAUAUUUCCGCUGCCUUGAAUGAAUGUUUUACAUUAUGCUUGUUUAUGGAUGUACUAUGUGUGAAUGAUAUCCCAGACGCCUUGUAUA
This is a messenger RNA of Cuscuta epithymum, 7140 nucleotides long. The record is from the annotation of a GenBank genome assembly. Lineage: Eukaryota; Viridiplantae; Streptophyta; Magnoliopsida; Solanales; Convolvulaceae.